AUGGAUACAAAGUCAUCGUGCUGGUUUAUUAUUUAUAUAAUAGGUAGAAUGGGUGUUUUAAAUUUUCUAUCUGAUUCGACUGAGUCAUAUAUUCCAUUGAAUAUAAUAAAACAAAAAUAUGUAUCAACGAAACCGAUCAACAAUUUUUUUCAGUACGAAUCGUCUAUUCCAACAUCUUUAAAAACUAAUACAAAUAUUAAUGUUCAAUUGCUUAUAACAAAACCAAAUUCUUAUAUAUAUAAUCCCGAUGAUGAUAUUCAGUUAGAUCGACAUAAACGAGAUGCAACUCAAUUUGUUUGUAAAGAGGAUGGUUAUUAUCCUGAUCCAGCAAAUUGUCGAAUAUAUCACAUAUGUACAUCAGGUAUUGAUACAACCGCUACUUGUGGUGAAGGUACAUCAUGGGAUCCAGCUAAGAAAAUUUGUGGAUGGGAAAAUACAAUUGAAUGUAAAAAAGGUGUUCGUAAAUGGGAUCAAAUAACAGAUAUUCGAGGCGUGACCUUAUUUGCUAAUGUUGCAGCUUUUGCUGCACGAGUAACAAGGAAAUCAACCACAACUCGUCCACCAAUUAAAGUUGAUUCAAAUUUUACCUGUGAAUAUGAUGCUGAUGGAUAUUUUCCUGAUACAAAAUACUGUCAUAUUUAUCAUUAUUGUGGUAUUGGUGUACAUACAAUACUACAAUGUGCUGAUAAUCUUUGGUUUUCACCAAUAUCAGAAGAAUGUGAAUGGCCAGAAAAAUCUAAAUGUAGAGCAGCCGGUCAUUUCUUUACAUCAUCAAUGCCAACAAACCUCGUUGAUGAAAGUGAAACAACUCAUUUUUCUCAACUAAAUAUUGUUUAUCCACCGAUUCCGUGCCCAAAGAGUGUUCAAGGACAUUUUCCUGAUCCAUAUGAUUGUUCAGCAUUUCAUUAUUGCAAUGGUGGCGUUGAUAAACCAGGAUUUUGUGAACCAGGUCUUUUCUGGGAUAAAAAACUUGGUUGUCAAUGGCCAAAAGAUGUUCCUAAUUGUGUACAUAAAUGUCCACAAAAUGGGGAAUCAUUACGUUUUGUAGCUCCUCAUAGUUGUUGUCAUUACUAUGAAUGUGUCAAUGGUCACCAAAAAGAAAAAGUUUGUCCAUUACAUAAACUUUUCUCAGUUGAAACGAAAAAAUGUGAACAUUUUCAAGUUGUCAACUGUGGUGCAAGAAAAAAUUGUAUCGAUUCUUGUGAUUAUGAUUAUUCUCCAUUGUGUAUGUUUUUACCUGAUUGUCGAGAUAGACCAAAUGGUAAUUAUGUUGAUCAAUAUCGAUCAAAUUGUCAAUAUCAUUACACGUGUCUUGAUAGUCGAACAUUUAAUUAUACGUCAUGCGAAAUUGGUUUUCGUUUUUCUGUUCAACAUCAAAAAUGUUUACCUGCUAAACAAGUUAAAUGUUUAGGCAAUUAUUUUAAUAAUUCGUUAUUAUUUCAAAUCAUUUCUUUCUGCAUUUUCUUCUUUAAAUCCAGUAUUUGA
Rotaria sp. Silwood2 is the source of this 1485-nucleotide messenger RNA. Lineage: Eukaryota; Metazoa; Rotifera; Eurotatoria; Philodinida; Philodinidae. The record is from the annotation of a GenBank genome assembly.